GUGUCGUUUUCUCUUGGUAGGGCGGAGUCAAACCUUUUAAUAAACUGGCAUGUUUUGUUUAAUGUUUAGUACUUUUUACAUUAUGUACGGCGUAGUGAAUCCAUAAUGUAGCUUGUGUAUGUUGUGAACCAGAAGCUGUUAAACAUUAAUGACGUAAUAUUUGGUUUAAAAAAAAAAAAGAGCGAAGGAAACUGACGGAACAGGAAGGCGGAACAAGCGUACAGGAUCACAGAGUGGAAACUGAUACCAAAAAACAGUCCACAUCAAAAGCUACGCGCUGCCUAUUUACACAGCCUUUGACCGUUUCAUUUUUACAGUAAAUAAUUCACCAGAAGAAUUCAAACAGACCGCCUACUGCCACCACAUACAACUAUGUCCCUGGCCCCCCUGAAACAAGUCUUCAACAAAGACAGGACAUUCCGGCCCAAGCGCAAGUUUGAACCUGGAACGCAGCGCUUUGAGCUGCACAAGAAGGCCCAGGCGUCCCUCAAUGCAGGACUGGACCUGAAGCAGGCCGUACAGCUGCCACAUGGGGAGGACCUUAACGACUGGGUGGCCGUCCACGUGGUUGACUUCUUCAACCGUAUAAACCUCAUCUAUGGCACCAUCAGCGACUCUUGCACCGACCAGACGUGCCCUGUCAUGUCUGGUGGGCCCAAGUAUGAAUACCGCUGGCAGGACGAGCACAAGUACAAGAGACCGACUGCUCUGUCGGCCCCCAAAUACAUGAGCCUGUUAAUGGAUUGGAUUGAGGUACAAAUCAACAAUGAGAACAUCUUUCCCACCAACGUCGGUACUCCAUUCCCUAAGACUUUCAUGCAGGUGGCUAAGAAGAUUUUAUCUCGCCUGUUCCGUGUGUUUGUCCAUGUCUACAUCCACCACUUUGAUCGUGUGAGCCAAAUGGGAGCCGAGGCUCAUGUCAAUACCUGCUACAAGCAUUUCUAUUACUUUGUAACUGAGUUCAACCUCACAGACCACAAAGAGCUGGAGCCUCUGAAAGAGAUGACCUCACGGAUGUGUCACUGAGGCAACACACAUUUUGGACCAGCACAUCCGCCCAUCUGGAAGACUGCAGAAGAGAACUCGAAGAACAAAUCAAAAAGAGUCUAUUUUUAUAUUAAAGUACUGUAAUCUAUUUUAGGCACACAGGUUUUAACCACGAAUCUUAUCGUGUGAGGAGGUGUGUUUCUUUAAAGCUUUUUUUUUUUUUUUUUUUUUUCAGCAGCGCAGUAUUAAGAGGUGUAUGUUUGGAUGUGUAUUUUAUUUGAAGCUCAAUCAUUCCAGGAUGCUUCACCUUUUUUCUUUUUUUGGGUCUAAAUUGAUUGAAAAUUUCUUGUAGCUGUAACUGUACAUCUGUGAGGUCACUAUGAUGUUACAUUAAAAUGGAUCUCUACUCUUACUGUAAACUGAACUAAAUGAACAGAACUUUAGCUGUGUG
Molecule: messenger RNA, 1438 nt
Organism: Thalassophryne amazonica
Lineage: Eukaryota; Metazoa; Chordata; Actinopteri; Batrachoidiformes; Batrachoididae
Gene: mob3a
Product: MOB kinase activator 3A
Exons: 4
Coding region: 373-1026 (217 amino acids)
Biological process (GO): positive regulation of protein phosphorylation; signal transduction
Cellular component (GO): cytoplasm; nucleus
Molecular function (GO): protein kinase activator activity
Source: RefSeq, a predicted model, not a curated record